GGAUAUUUCAACAGCGCAUGCGUGCUGGAUUCGCAUUCUGUAUAUGUUGUGCUGUUAAAAUUUUAGUUAAACUCGAGUUUUAUUAAUUAUACAGUGAGCUGUACCAUCUAUAACUUUAUAGACAACAUGUCGUUUUGUUCUUUUUUCGGAAAGGAAGUGUACAAAGACCAUUUUAAACGAGGAAUAUAUGUUUGCUCCCAAUGUGCAAACCCACUAUUUUCCAGUAGAUCCAAAUAUGCCCACUCCUCACCUUGGCCAGCCUUCACAGAAACCAUCCAUGAGGACAGUGUGACUAAAGUGAUGGAGACACUCACGGCUUAUAAGGUCCUGUGUGGCAAGUGUGGCAAUGGACUAGGCCAUGAGUUUCUGAGUGACGGUCCAGAGGAAGGCAUGCCAAGAUUUUGAAUUUUUAGCCACUCGCUGAAGUUUGUCCCAAAAGACAAUGUUGACAAGAAUUAAAGCGAGGAUGGAGGUCUGUGACCAUGCUCUGUAGCUGCUGUUGCACGCACGUUAAGAGGAUGUUCAUUUCAUGAAGUGGACAGGGGAAGAUCCACCUGGAACCCCUGUUCACAGAUGUAUGUGGUCAUCCUGCUCUGUACCUCAGUGUAAAACAGUUGUAAUAUUUCAAAUAUGCACAAUAUUCUAGAAACAAAAACAGAUGAUUCCUCAUGGGUCAUAGUAAUUAAUAUUCUUCACUAAUCCAUAUUAAAUGGGUUAGUAUGACUUCUCUGGACCUAUGGUUCUCAAACUGGGAUCUGUGAUGUGUAGAGAUAAUUUAUUAUUACUUUUUAAAAGAGAUCAACUACUAUUAAUGUUAUUAUUUUACAUCUGCAUAUAAUUAACUAGUCAUUUGAAAUGAAAGGGGGUUAAUCUAAAGCACGUUAAUGUAUCAACAAAUAUUUCAGUUUUAUUUAAACUAGGUAAAAUAUGUUAAACAUUUCAUUUUCAACACUGUAUCUGGAUUAGGGUGGAACUUUCAGGAACAUUCAGGCUUCAAUAAAUAUGUAUAAUGGAUAAAUAUGUAUAAAGCAAAUAUAUUUACUUAUGCAGCCUAGUAAUAUGUGAAUAGUUCAACUAUUUGUAAAAUAAAUCUGUUCUACUAUUAA
This is a messenger RNA of Ictalurus furcatus (blue catfish), 1106 nucleotides long. RefSeq names its product methionine sulfoxide reductase B1b (gene msrb1b). NCBI's taxonomy places the organism in Eukaryota, Metazoa, Chordata, Actinopteri, Siluriformes, Ictaluridae. The record is from RefSeq and is a predicted model, not a curated record. Gene Ontology annotation, molecular function: peptide-methionine (R)-S-oxide reductase activity. The transcript has 4 exons.